Messenger RNA from Drosophila virilis, 4133 nucleotides. It is a transcript of the gene Daxx, whose product is annotated as Daxx-like protein. The record is from RefSeq and is a predicted model, not a curated record. Lineage: Eukaryota; Metazoa; Arthropoda; Insecta; Diptera; Drosophilidae. Gene Ontology annotation, molecular function: histone binding.
UAUGGCAACAUUGUGUGCAAUAGAACUCUACAAAAAGCAAAGCAACCUAGCCUGCGAAAACAAACGCAAAGCAACAAUACAAACACAGGCGAAAUCAAAUUAUAAGACACAGACGUAAUAUAUGCGUGAAAAACUAGCUGGCAACAAUAAUAGUUGCGUGUGUUAAGCCAAAUGUCAAGAAAAACUAGUAAAAAGCGACGUAUCAAAUAAAAAUUUAGUGUUAAGUGCUAUUCGACUAUGACUUCGGUUAUAUAUGUGGAUUUGAGCUCGGAUUCGGAGGAGGAGGUAAAAGCGCCAGUGACAGCGCCAACGUUCAGCUGGUGUAGAAAAGGCCCACCGGAUGUCAAGCGAGCGCGUCGAGACCAGGCCAGGAUGUCCACGCCGAAAGCCCUGCCCACAAAACUGUUGCACAUACCAAAAGCAUCUCUUGCAACGCCUGCCACGGGCAUCAAAACAACGCCAACUGCAACAACAACAGCGUCAGGAACCGGAACAAUAGUAGGAACCUACAGGUCCAUGCAUAUACCCAGCGGCAUAACGGUUACCAAGCACAACAACAGCAAUGGCAAUUUCAACAUGUCCGCUUCAAAAAUCUCGCUGGAGAACAACAAUAAUAGCAAUAGCAACAACAACAAUAAUAAUAGCAAUAGCAACAACAACAACAACAAUAGCAACAAUAAUAAUAACAAUAACAAUAACAACACUGUGAAUUACAAGCCAUUUAAAUUGUCGGGCGGCAACUGGUCCAAGGCAAUAGCUGGCACUGGCACCACAAUGGCAACAAUUACCAGUGUACCCAUCCCCCAGAUGCUGACAUCCAAAGCGGCACAGAAAACCGGCACACAACAGCACAAGGCGUCAAUGAAGCAGAAGGCGGCGACGUUGGUCCAGCAAAAAACUGCGCCACUGCAGCAGCAGCAGAAGCCGUCGACGCCGACGUCCUUGCAGCAGCAGCAGCCGAAGCCAGCACUGGCGAUGUCAAUGUUGCAGCUGCAACAGCAGCAAAAGCCGUCGAUGGCAACGUCCGUGCUGCAGCUGCAACAGCAAAAAACGCCGACGACGACGCCCAUGCAAAUGCAGCAGCAGCAGAAGCCGUCCACAUCGCUGUCCACAUUGCAAAAGGCGAAAGCGUCGACACCGCCCUUGACACCACAGAAGCCAAUGUUGCAGCAACAGAGGCCCUUAAAGCCACCUUUGCAGCAGCAGCCGAAGGCUCUGGCCGGCACACAGCUGUCGUUGACAAAAAAGCUGCCAGUCAAACAGAAGCCGCAAGCGGCACAGCGUUUGCCCACACUGCAAAAGAUGCCGGUGACCAUGACGCUGACGUCGCCCGCGCUGCUGCAGCCGAAGUCCGGGCAAUUGGCAUCGCCGGCACAGAAGCUGCCGCCGCCGGCGCACAGUGGCAACAGCAGCGUGAUGGUGCACAAACAGAAGCAGCAGCAGCAGUCGACAUCGACGUCAACGCUUGCACCGCCACCGCCGGCGCAUCAUUCAACAGCAGGGACGACGCCGCAGCUGGCGAAACUGACGCCAAUGCCUAUGCUGAGCAGACAGAAUGUGGCGCUGUCCAAUCCCGCUUACAACAACAGUGCGGCCCGCACGUUGCCCUACAAAAUGAAAACAACAACAACAACAACAACGGCAACAACAACAGGAUUGCGAAGCGUGCAGCCUAGCAUCAGCAGCAGCAGCAGCAUAACAUCCGCCACGCCCAUGACAGCUGGCGCCACGCCGCCCCUGCGUUUGCUAGCCACGCCUCCGCAUUGUGCUGCGGCGCUGAAUGAGCCGCUGUUGCUCAAUCUGCCGCCCACCACGAGCAUAACUCCACAGCUGACGCCAACAACGACGCCGCCGCCGGCAGCAGCGCCCGCUGCCGCAGCAACAGCUACAGCAAAAAUAACAUUUCCCGGCGCCAGCAUAUCGCCUGUACAGAAGCCCGCGGCCAAGCGCGUGCAGCCUAUAACGGUGCUCAAGAAGUCGGAUGACGAGUGGCGCAGGCAUCUUGCCCAGCAGCAGCUGCAGGAGCUGAAGCAAAAAGAUAGGCAGUCCGCCACGCCCACCAUAGUGCUCGUGGAAUCGCCACCAACAACGCCGCCCACAGAAAAAGUGGAAAACGAGCAGACCAAGCGUAAGACGCCGCCAGCUGCAGUUGAUCCACCUGUAGCACCAGCCGCAACAGCCGUGUCCGCGUCAAAAGCCUCUCCAGCUGCGGCAACGACGACACGUGCGCCCCUCGUGCCGGAGUAUACAGCCCUGCUGCAGCUGUGCCGCGAGCUGGACAAGUCGGAGGACAUGGAGCGUCUGAUUGAGAUUAAAUUGCUGAAAUAUUAUUACAGUGUGCAUGAGAAUUUUGUGCGUUCGCGCGGCUUUCGCAAGCAAUUGGAGCAGGCCAUGGAGCGUAUGCGCAAUGAGCCGGACAUGAUUUAUGUGCAUCUCAAGUGUGUCGUCGAUGAGCUGAAGGUGCGACGCAAGGCCAAGGUUGUGCAGCUGCCGAUGGACGAGGCGCCGCCGCCGACCGAAGAAAAGGCAGCAGCAGAAAAGGCGGCGCGAGUCCCAGCAGCAGCGCCAGCUGGAGCAACAACUGUAGCGGAGAUUAAGACAGCGGAGCCAGCUGCGGUGGCGACAACAAGCACGCCCAGCACGGGCAAUAAACGCAGCGAUGAGCGCAUACGAAAACUGAAUCGAACAUUGUACACAAUAACGAAACGUAUUAGCGCCUUGGAGGAGGCGGAUGUCGAUUGGAAUGACGACGAUGAUUCCAGUUAUCUGCAGGUGGAGCGCUACAAGAAGCGCGCCUGUCAGAUCUAUGAGAAAAUCUGUGAUCUAACCGGUGAAAGUAAAAGCGCCCAUCGCCAGAUGAAGCAGCCCAUAUUAUUUAAGGAUACGCCAUAUCCGCAAUUUAAUCGCACACUCUCCGCGUUUGUCAAUCGCAUGCAUGAAUUUCCCGAUUACCAUGAUGUGCUACAGCUGCUCGAGCACUGCAAUAAGGAGAAGAAUCUGGGCCUGGCUACAUUCGAAAUGAAGCGCAUAGCUCAUGAUGCCUUCGUCAAGGUGGGCCGCCUGCUGCAAGCGAGGCGCAAGACUGAUCUUUACGAGACCGUCACACAUUUUACGGCCAAUGCCAAGGAUCCGGCGGCCUCGGAUGCCGCUCUGCUGGCCAAGCUGAACGAGAACAACAAGAAGCAAACUAAAAUCAGUGAUAUACUGGAAAAAUUUGCGCGCGAGCAGGAUCUCACCACGGAGGAGCAGCGUGAGGCGCGGCUCAAGGAGAAACAGCUACAGGCAACUGCCGCAGCAGCAACUGAAGCAGCAGCGACAACGGCCCAUGAUACGGCCAUAGCUGCCGGCCAAGAUGAUGACAAGCCCUGCACCAGCGCGCAGGCGGCACAAGCAGCCCAGGCGCAGGCUCAAACAGCGCAAGUCGUGUUAACCAAUGGCCUACAAAAGCAUCGGGACAGCGAGCACGAGCACGAAAGCGACAGCGAUGAGGAGGAUGAGGAUGAUGAAACGGAUGAGGAUGUCGAUGCCUUUGUGGACAACUUUAAAGCAAAUGGCGAAAUAAGCGAUGCAGAGUCCGAAACGGAAGCGAAUGCAGCACCAAAGACAUCUGCCGCGGCGGCUGCUCAUGUGAUAGUUAAUAAUAUAACGAGAGUCAAGACUGCUGAGUCCAGCCCCAAGGUUGCAAAUAAUGAUAUCAAUGUUGAACGUGUUAAUGACAAUGCGGCUGCCAAGACGCUGCCCAAUGGCAAGCUAAAGGAUCCAUCUGUACCCCACACACUUAAGGUCAUGUCCGUUUCUAGUCUAAAUGCCACUCUAUACGCCAGCAGCAGCAGCAGCAACAACAACAAGAGCAACAUUAGCAGCCGAGAGCAGCCGCAACAGCAGCAGCAGCAGCAGCAAAAGAAACAACAAAUCUUAAUAGACACAGAAAUUAUCAUUUCGGAUGAGGAAUCAUAGAUGCUUUUUUUACAGUCACCAUUUUCCAUCACAUCAGCAAAAUGUUAGUUUAUGUUUUUAGUUAGAAUUUAUUUAUUUAUCUCAUAUAUAGCGCACAGUUUUGUUAUAUUUCCAUUUACAUUAGACGUUGUUUUGCAUUCAGUGAAUUGAAUAACAUCUGUAUUUUAUGUAUCAUA